This is a messenger RNA of Sclerotinia trifoliorum, 1182 nucleotides long. The record is from the annotation of a GenBank genome assembly. NCBI's taxonomy places the organism in Eukaryota, Fungi, Ascomycota, Leotiomycetes, Helotiales, Sclerotiniaceae.
UACCGCCUUCUUGUCCCUGCCGUACCUUCCUAAAAGUGACUUCAUGGAGCAAUCCAUUUUCACGCCGAGAGAAUCCUCACCACUCUCAUUAUGUCGAAACUCUCACCCUCCUUGAAAGCCUUGAUAAGCGCACCGCAUGCCCGUCCUGGAUAUGCUCCUGCACCCAAAAAUAUCCGCGCAGUAUUCCAAAAGAUAGAGGAGGAAGCCUCCACGAACAAUGUUGGACUGGCAUCAUGGCUAACAAUCUCGGUACAUCAAUUCCUAUCAAACGCCCAAAUCAUAAAAAUGGGAAACUGAUAUUUCCGAAUGGCAGACAGCUGCGACUAUGACGAUGAAUUCUCCCGACUCAAUGUUGGAGCUCUUCCGACUUGCGACGAAGGACAAGGAUCAUGCGCAGACGGUGAAAACCGUGGAGCAGAUGAGAGAAGUAGGCUUGAAAUGUAUAGGGUUCAAUGGAGUGAGAUGGCAUACUUGUACUUGAGAAUGCAGCAACGGAAUCUAACAAUGCAUCUCAGAUUCCAAGAACAAUCAAUGUUCUAGGUCAGUUCCGGGCAAGUCUACCAAAUGAGAUCAUGAAAUCAUUGAAUAAAACCCCAUCUCGGUAAGUUCGUUCUCCCGUUGGCACCAAUUAAACGUCUGCUAAGAGUCUCAAUUACUAGUGAAUUGGAAAGUACCAAUGUUGAUGAUACCAAAAUUCGAGGUCGCGGACUAUGGGAUUCCAUUUACCGACCUUUUGAAGCAAAACUACUCGACAAGCUCGCAGAAUCGCAUCCGGAUCUCCCAGUGUUCAUCCUAAAUUGUUACUCAAGCCUCUUCAGCGACCCUCCUAUCUCAUCACGGCCAGUAAAGAUCGGCAGAGUUCUGACAAGUUUGAUCGGUAUAACAUGCUUAAGAGCACAAACCGGAGUGGGUCCACAGGUCACCAGCCAUGUAUUUGGUUUACGGAAAGCGUUUGAGGAUGGUACAUAUAAGGCAUCCGGUGAAGAACCUGUGGAGGGAGGAGAAUGGUUAGCAGGCGAAGAGGGAAAUGCAUGGAUUCUUAAUACAGUAGAUAAGAUUGUCGGAGCUAUUGGUGGUGAGAGUGGAGGAACGACAUUCGCGCCUGGUAUUAAGGCAAAAUUAUAGAUAUACGAGUGUUUUAAUAUAAUUUUACAUUACAUAAAUUAUAUAUAAGUACAACUA